This is a messenger RNA of Phycodurus eques (leafy seadragon), 2651 nucleotides long. It is a transcript of the gene cstf3, whose product is annotated as cleavage stimulation factor, 3' pre-RNA, subunit 3. Gene Ontology annotation, cellular component: nucleus. The coding region runs from base 160 to 2319 and encodes 719 amino acids. Gene Ontology annotation, biological process: mRNA 3'-end processing. Gene Ontology annotation, molecular function: protein binding; mRNA binding. NCBI's taxonomy places the organism in Eukaryota, Metazoa, Chordata, Actinopteri, Syngnathiformes, Syngnathidae. The transcript has 20 exons. The record is from RefSeq and is a predicted model, not a curated record.
UCGGCUCGUUACUGAGCAGCGAGUUGUUUGAGGGCAACGUGAUAUAUCGGCUCGAAGAUAAUGCGUCUUCCAGAGCUGCUUUAAAAUUCGCCACCACGUUGCCAUUUAAUCAUUCAUCAUACUGUAGUACUUUUCUAACCCCAUAUUACUCUUCCAGCCAUGUCUACAGAUACAGCAGCCGACCAGGCGGCGGCAGCAGCAGCAGAGUAUGUCCCGGAGAAGGUGAAGAAGGCAGAGAAGAAGUUGGAAGAAAACCCAUAUGACCUUGACGCUUGGAGCAUUCUGAUUCGAGAAGCACAGAACCAACCUAUUGAUAAAGCAAGGAAGACAUAUGAGCGACUUGUCACACAGUUUCCAAGUUCUGGCAGAUUCUGGAAGCUAUUCAUUGAAGCUGAGGUUAAGGCAAAAAACUAUGACAAGGUAGAAAAGUUGUUUCAGAGAUGCCUGAUGAAAGUGUUGCACAUCGACCUGUGGAAAUGUUACCUCGCGUAUGUGCGAGAGACCAAAGGAAAGCUCCCAAGCUACAAGGAGAAGAUGGCCCAGGCAUACGACUUUGCCCUGGAUAAAAUUGGCAUGGAAAUUAUGUCAUAUCAGAUUUGGGUUGACUACAUCAACUUCCUCAAGGGAGUUGAGGCUGUGGGCUCAUAUGCAGAGAACCAGCGGAUCACAGCAGUGCGGCGAGUCUACCAGAGGGGCUGUGUGAAUCCCAUGAUUAACAUAGAGCAACUUUGGAGAGAUUAUAGCAAAUAUGAGGAGGGAAUCAAUAUACACUUGGCCAAAAAAAUGAUUGAAGAUCGAAGCAGAGACUACAUGAACGCCAGGAGAGUAGCGAAGGAGUAUGAGACUGUGAUGAAAGGGCUGGACAGGAACGCACCGUCGGUGCCGCCCCAGAACUCCCCCCAGGAGGCCCAGCAGGUGGACAUGUGGAAGAAGUACAUCCAGUGGGAAAAAAGCAACCCGCUGCGCACAGAAGACCAGACUCUCAUCACAAAGAGAGUGAUGUUUGCCUAUGAGCAGUGUCUGCUGGUGCUAGGGCACCAUCCUGAUGUGUGGUACGAAUCAGCUCAGUACCUGGAGCAGUCCAGCAAGUUGUUGGCAGAGAAAGGGGACAUGAAUAACUCCAAGCUAUUCAGCGACGAAGCCGCUAACAUCUAUGAGCGUGCCAUUGGGACACUACUGAAGAAGAACAUGCUUCUUUACUUCUCAUUCGCCGACUACGAAGAAAGCCGUAUGAAGCAUGAGAAGGUGCACACCAUCUACAAUAAACUGCUGGCCAUCGAGGACAUCGACCCCACGUUAGUGUACAUCCAGUACAUGAAGUUCGCCAGGAGGGCGGAGGGCAUCAAAUCGGGCCGCAUAAUUUUCAAAAAGGCCCGCGAGGAUCUGCGCACACGCCACCACGUGUACGUCACAGCAGCUCUGAUGGAGUACUACUGCAGCAAGGAUAAAUCUGUGGCCUUUAAGAUUUUUGAACUUGGUUUGAAGAAAUAUGGCGACAUUCCAGAGUACAUACUCGCAUACAUCGAUUACCUCUCGCACCUUAAUGAGGAUAACAACACCAGGGUUCUGUUUGAACGGGUCCUUACCUCAGGGAACCUCUCACCAGAGAAAUCAGGAGAAAUCUGGUCUCGUUUUCUGGCCUUCGAGAGCAACAUCGGUGACUUGGCAAGUAUUCUGAAGGUGGAGCGGCGCCGUUUCACUGCCUUCAAGGAGGAGUACGAGGGCAAAGAGACGGCCUUGCUCGUGGAUAGAUACAAGUUCAUGGACCUGUAUCCCUGCUCCGCCAGUGAACUCAAGGCUCUGGGAUACAAGGAUGUGUCUCGUACCAAAUUAGCAGCUCUGCUUCCUGAGGCUGUGGCGGCGCCCUCUGCGCCCAUGCUGAAGGAUGAAAUGGACAGAAAACCAGAGUACCCCAAGCCAGACACCAAUCAGAUGAUCCCUUUUCAGCCGCGCCACCUGGCCGCUCCAGGCCUGCACCCUGUCCCCGGUGGAGUGUUCCCUGUCCCCCCAGUGGCCGUCCUCCUAAUGAAGCUGCUCCCCCCACCCACGUGUUUCACCGGUCCUUUUGUUCAAGUGGAUGAGCUCAUUGAGACCUUCAGGAGAUCCACACUUCCUGAGACUGUCGAAGCUGCUGUGGAGCUCAUCACUGGCAGACUGCCCGAUGGUGGCGGCGAGGGCAAUGGUGCUGUGGAGAACCACGCUGCCACCAAGUCACUCAAGAGGCCCAACGCAGACUCGGACGAGGAAGACGACAAAGGAGCGGUGGCGCCGCCCGUCCAUGACAUCUACCGCGCUCGCCAGCAGAAGAGGAUUCGAUAGAGCGACCAUUACAGCGUGAACCUUACAAGAAUGUAACAAGCGGCCAAAGGAGGUAUUAUGUUUGUUUUUGGAGAGUUUUGGACUGACAGAAUUUGACCUCUGUACAGCAGACUCACACAGCACAUACACACGCACACACACGCACACGCUAAGCCUGAGUGUCCUUGUGUUUUUAUGUUGAAAGACUGACUGAUCCUGUACAAAGUUUUUAAUUCAACCAUCGGUUGUGGCAAACAGUUCAGUUUUUGGCCUUGUUAUGUUCCAGUGGUGGCAAAUAUUUUUAGAUAAGUGGAGGAGACGAUCCCUUUCAAUAAAAGUGUACAUUAAGUCCA